This is a messenger RNA of Aspergillus oryzae RIB40, 3507 nucleotides long. RefSeq names its product putative ubiquitin-specific protease UBP12. The record is from RefSeq and is a predicted model, not a curated record. Bases 1 to 3507 code for a protein of 1168 amino acids. The transcript is spliced from 4 exons. Gene Ontology annotation, biological process: protein deubiquitination. NCBI's taxonomy places the organism in Eukaryota, Fungi, Ascomycota, Eurotiomycetes, Eurotiales, Aspergillaceae. Gene Ontology annotation, molecular function: cysteine-type deubiquitinase activity.
AUGGAUUUGGCUCCGACCGGGAAGGAGUCCCAGUCGGAUAAAAUGGAUACAACCGGAACGGAGGACGACGAUUCUACUACGAACGAUGUUUCCGGAUCUGACAACGUCUAUCCCACCCCUUCCAGCAUGUCAACUUACACCGCCCCUACUGCGACCAGGGCCCAUUCCAAGGCCCAGCCUUCUACCACAUCUGAGCGACCCUCCUACGAUGACCAGGUCGCGAAAGUAACGUGUUUCAUGAUGCAACCCCUCAAGGAAGGACAGAAGGGGUAUGUGGUGUCAAUGGCAUGGCUAAAGCGGGUGCUCUCUAGGAGCUCAACGCAUGCAGACAAAACGGACAAGACUGCCACAGAAGGAGAGGUUGGUCCGGUGGACAACUCUGACUUGGUUCUAGUUACCGAUCCUGCGAAUGCGUCCUUCAAGGACGAAAAGGGAGAGCCCUUCGUACCCUUACGCCCAGGCUUGCAGAUGAGCGAAGACUUCGAGAUUGUUCCUCAAGAAGGAUGGGAUCUGAUUAUGCAAUGGUACGGCUUGGCGGACCAGUCACCAGCCAUUGUUCGCUACGCCCAUAACACCAGCAUUGGCGGGGAGUCCGAGAAUAUCCAGUAUGAGAUUAAUCCGCCAAUUUUCACGAUCCUGAAACUGUCCAGCCUGUCCGGGGGCACUACCCCUCAGUCCCUGAAGGAGAAAAACAUGAAGCCCGUACGGAUUUUAGCUAGCAGGCAUUCUAACUUCCAGAAGUGGCUGAAGGAAGCUAAAACACUGGCCAACAUCGAUAUGUCAACCAAGGUCCGUGUGUGGAGAAUCUUGGGCGGUUUGGGCAGUGCGACAGCAUCCGCCGCAAUGACCCCAGCUGCAUCGCGAAGCGCUUCACCGGCGCCUGCAGCCUCAAUUGUCGCUAACGCCGGUAACAAUCUCGUGAUCGAUCUUAAUACGUUCCUCUCGCUUUCUGAGGGUGCCCAACGGGAGUUGUUUGAGGACGCUAAAGAUCAGACCGCCAACCCAAAUUACAACGGUCGGAUGACGUUGGAUCUUGCUGGACUCGGCGGCAGCGAUGUCGUGGUGCUCGAGGAACGUAUACCUGGUGGGGAGUGGGUCUCUGAGGCGUCCAAGCAGACACUUAAUCGCCUUGGUGUUCCCUCGGGUAGUCUCAAGAAUGGCGCUUCGUCUAAGCUGAAGAACAAGAGCCCUACCGCCAGUGGCCGAUCGUCUCCGGUACCAGAGCCAGUUAGGGGACGACGGAAAGACGGGAAGCCUCGCGGCUGCACGGGUCUAAGCAAUCUUGGAAAUACGUGCUACAUGAACUCUGCCCUGCAGUGCGUACGAAGCGUUGAGGAGCUGACCUAUUACUUCCUAAAUGAUGUGUAUAAGCAGGAUCUCAACCCUAGCAACCCGCUGGCUCACAAUGGUGAUGUAGCGAAGGCGUAUGCCAAUUUGCUACGUAUGAUCUAUGACGAGGCAGGCCAGUCCUCCUUUGCUCCCAGGCAGCUGAAACAUACUAUUGGUCGCUAUGGCCCAGCAUUCUCUGGGUAUGGCCAGCAGGACUCUCAAGAAUUCCUGCUCUUCCUUCUGGACGGGCUCCAGGAGGAUCUGAACAGGAUCCUCAAGAAACCCUACAUCGAGAAGCCCGACUCCACAGACGAAAUGGUUCAUGACAAGGCUGCACUUACCGAGUUCGCGGACAAAUGUUGGGAUAUUUACAAAGCUCGCAACGAUUCCGUCAUUACGGACCUCUUCGCUGGCAUGUACAAGUCGACUCUUGUUUGCCCUGCCUGCGACAAGGUCAGCAUCAUCUUCGACCCAUUCAACAAUCUCACCCUCCAACUCCCCAUCGAGAAUCUCUGGGGUAAAGAGGUAUUCUACUUCGGUCUACAAAAGAAACCAGUUCGGUUUGAUGUAGAAAUCGACAAGAAUUCUAGUGUCAAAUCCUUGAAGGAACUAGUUGCUAAGAAGCAAGGCACCGACCCUGAACGCCUGAUCAUGGCCGAGAUCUUCAAGCGCAAGUUCUACAGAAUGUUUGAUAACACAAGCUUCAUCGCUGAGUGCCAAAUUUCUGGAAAUGAUGAGAUUGCUUUUUUUGAAGUCGAGUCCGUGCCGACUAAUUACAACCCGGACAAGCCUCAGAAGAGUUACUUUUCCUUCAGCAGGUCGGAUCAGGAGGAGAUCCCAAGUAUUGACUCUCCUAAGGCUGAUCGCAUUUUGGUGCCCAUUUUCAACCGUGUGGAACGGUCAAAGUCAAAGCGGGACCUUUUUGGUGUGCCCUCGUACAUCGUUGUCACUCGGGAGGAGGCUUAUGACUUCGAUGCCAUCUAUGGUAAGGUGCUUGGUAGGGCGGCCACGAUGACCACCCGUGACUUCCUGAAUGAGGAAGUUCUCGGAGAGGAGCAGCAAGAGGCGACACAGGAAGAUUCGGAUACUGUUGUUAUGAACGAUGACGACGCCCAGUCCGCCGAUUCCAAGAUCAAGACAUCUUCCGUGGACGGCGAAGAUGGUAUGGUAGAUGUGUCCAUGCGCGAUGCAGACUCCGCCUCCCAGAAUGGUGCUCCUCUCUCUGGAAGCUCGAUUCCAGCUCGCUUCCGAGACCUGUUCGAAUUGAAGAUCAUGAAGGGUAACGAGCCAGUGCCUCUCGGUUGGUCUUCGGUGGAAGACAAUAAAGAGUACCCCAAGAUGUCGUUCCGUAUAAAGACAAAGCCAGUCACUCCACCAGAGGAGUCUGACGAGACAUCCGACCCGGCAGAUUCAAAGGCUGCUGAGAGUGGAUCAGCUUCAGGUAGUGAUGCCGAUAACUCUGCAGAAGUCUCUCGCACCCCGGCUCCAGUUGCUAGAGUUCAGAUUCGGCCCCUGGUUCGACCAGGAGAGGGACUUGUUGUGGACUGGAAUGAAGAUGUGUACGACGCUCUUUUUGGCGGUAGUAAGAAAGACCGUGAUCCCCUCCGCGGUAUCCCAACAUGGCAGGACGUUGAGCGGGUGAAUGACCCCGAACUGAAUAAGCGCCGUCAACUCCGCCAAACUCGCAAGAAGAGGGGUGUCAGCCUUGAGGAGUGUCUGGACGAAUUCAACAAGGAGGAAAUACUUUCCGAAAAUGAUGCUUGGUACUGUCCACGCUGCAAGGAGCACCGCCGAGCUAGCAAGAAGUUCCAACUAUGGAGGACACCUGAUAUCCUCGUCAUGCACCUCAAGAGAUUCAGUGCCAGCCGCGGUUUCCGGGAUAAGUUGGAUGUGCUCGUUGACUUCCCUGUGGAAGGCCUCGAUAUGAGUGGCAGAGUGGAAGCUCCGGAAGAGGGUAAGAGCUUGGUCUAUGACCUUUUCGCGGUUGACAACCACUACGGUGGUCUUGGUGGUGGUCACUAUACUGCAUAUGCCAAGAACUUUUUUACUGGCCAGUGGAACGAGUACAAUGACUCAAGUGUCUCACGACCUAUUGACCCCCAAAGUGUGGUCACCUCGGCUGCCUACCUCCUCUUCUACCGCCGCCGGUCCGAUCGUCCGCUCGGUGGAUUACUGUGA